Condylura cristata (star-nosed mole) is the source of this 2885-nucleotide messenger RNA. RefSeq names its product paralemmin 3 (gene PALM3). Gene Ontology annotation, biological process: regulation of cell shape; response to lipopolysaccharide; Toll signaling pathway. NCBI's taxonomy places the organism in Eukaryota, Metazoa, Chordata, Mammalia, Eulipotyphla, Talpidae. The coding region runs from base 1 to 2655 and encodes 884 amino acids. The record is from RefSeq and is a predicted model, not a curated record. The transcript has 7 exons. Gene Ontology annotation, cellular component: membrane.
AUGGCCCUGGAGAGCCAGGUGUGGGCUCCAGCCACACCCAUGCCUGUGGCCGAGAGCUCCCUCUAUCGGCAGAGGCUAGAGGUCAUCGCGCUCUACCCCGCUGCGGAUUCACAUUCCAAGGUCCUCUGCUUCCUUCGCCUCAUAUCCACAGACCCCCAUCAGGCUGGGCGAGGCCUCCGCAGCAUCCUGGGCGCGGCCCGCCCCGCCCCCUCCGCACCCCCACUCCCUUUGCUGAGUCAGCGCGUCCGCAGCCCCCUCCCCGCUCUUCCCCUCCCGCUGUGCGCUUCGGGGGGGGGGGGAGCCCCCUCCCUCUGCUCGCUUAGCAGCCGAGGGAGCCCCAGGAGUCCAGCGCGGGAGGUGGGGGCCAGGAGGAUAAAAGGGAGGCGACGGCCCCACCCGACCGCGUGCAGCUCCGGGUUCUGUGCGCAGGAGAAGCGGCGGCUGCAGGAGGAGAUCCGGGCGGUGCGGCGGGAGCUGGAGGAGGAAAAACUCCGCGUGGAGCGACUUAAGAGGAAGUCUCUCCGGGAGCGCUGGCUCAUGGAUGGAGCAGCUGAGGGGCCAGAGCAGCUGGAGGACCCCACCUCGCAGGACCUCCAGUCCCCUGAGGGCCAGGCUCAGGCUCGCAUCCAGGACCUAGAAGAUAGCUUGUUCACACUCCAGUCCCAGCUACAGCUGUUGCAAAGUGCAUCCACAGGUGCUCUGCACAAACCAGGCAGGCCCAUAUGGCGAAAACAGGGCCACCGUCCUCUCUCACAGCUCAACAUGGAAACAGACCCUCCAGGCCAGACUGAUCUCAACAAGCGAGCCUCCCUGCCAGCUGGACUGGUGGGCACAUCCACUUCUGAGCCCAGAGUUGAGAUUGCAGAAGUCCCACCAGAUGUCAGACUGGCCCCUGCAGCAGCAGGGCCUCCCUCAGAAGCCAAUGGCCCCUGCCCAGAACCGAGCAAUCCUUUGAGUCCGGGGGUAGCAGAAUUCAAGGGGGUUGUGGGGGAGACAAGAGAAGGGGGUAUGGUGAAAGUUGUGUGGGAAGGGCUGAGAGCCACAGAGGACUGUGCCACAGAAGCCACAGGUCCAGAACUGGAGGCGAAGGUAGAGGAGAUGGUGCUAGAGGCCAUCGGGGAAAGGCAGGAAGCUGAUCAGCUAGAGCUUCCGGCCUGGGUGAAAGAGGACAGGGGGAUUGUGGAGGUGAUCUGGGAAGGAGUCGGGGGCCCAGACGACGGUAACUCAGAGGCCACAGGGGAGGCAGGCAGGGGCCCAGAAGCUGCGCCAACCGGCUCACCAAAGAUCCAGGAGGGAAUAGAGGGAGCAGCUUCUCAUGAGGGGGAAGGUGCCUCCAGGAGCAGCCCUGAUGGUGACAGGCAAGGGGGCUCUGGAGCAGUGGAGGGGUCAUUCAUUUGGGUGGAAAGAGUGACCCUCACGGAGGAAUGGGAAGAGCUGCAGGUAGAGGGGGUGGGAGGACCGAGGGUGACAAGCAGGGAGGGAGAUGAAAGUCCUCUGGGGGCAGAGGAGAGAGGAGUGGAAGAAAGCUGGGAGGUGGAGAAGAGUCGAGCAGAGCAAUCUGGGGAAAAGGGAAAUGACAAAAAGGCAGGGACCGAGUGGGAAGGGGAGGAAAGGUCACUGGUGGGAGAGAGGAAAGGAAGUGAGGAAUCUUUUCAGCCUGAGGGGAGAGGAAAUGAGAAAACACUGUCCACAGAAAGAAAGGAAGUGGCAGACAGGGAAAGAGGCAAGGCGCCAUUGGAAGCAGAGAAGACAGAAGAGGAAAAAAGGCUCGAGGAGGUUGAAAAACCACCAGUGAUGGAGAGAAGAGAUGAGAUAUCACUGAAAGUAGAGAAAGGAGGAGGGGAAGCACUGAAGGGAGAGAGGGAAGGGCAGGAGGAAGAAUUAAAAGUUGGAAGAGAAGGAGGUGAGGAAGCCCUGAAGGCAGAGAGAGAAGGAGAGGAAGCAUUGAAAGUAGAAGGAGGAGGUGAGGAGGCACGGGAAGUAGAUGGAGAAGGCGGUGAGGAGGCAUUAAAGGUAGAGAGAGGAGGGGAAGCAACAUUGGAGUCAGAGGGAGAAGGAGGUGAGGAGGUAUUGCUAGUAGGGACGAAAAGAGAUGAAGAAGAGUUAGAGGCAACUCAAGAACCACUGGUGUCAGUGAGAGAAGGAGAAGCAUCACGGAAGGCAGUGAGAGGAAGUCAGGAAACACUACAGGCAGAGCAAAAAGGAGACGAGGCACUGGAGGCGGGGAAUACCCAGGGUCCGAGUUCAGAGGAAGGUCUGAGUGUGGAAGAACAGAGAGAGUCAGGAGAAGCUACAGAAAGUCAGGUAGAGGAGGUGAGUGAGGCAGGGGUUGCCCUGAGGGCCACGAAGGAGCCAGGGCCAGAGGAGGAAUCACAGCCCCAGGAACUGGAAGCCUCCCCAGAGAAGACAGCCAUGAAGCUCCAAACCCCGGCUGAGGGCCGGGGCCCCUUGGGGGACACCACACCCCUCCUGGUAAAGACCGCAGCUCCCGAUCAGCCCCCUGAGUGCCAGCCACUGCUUCAGGUAGAGGGGCCCAGUGCCCAUCCUGUGCCCACCUAUGCACCUGACCGGCAUCUUGAGCCAUCUGCCUCUCCUGAGGGUGAAGAGGUGAGUGUCCCUAAGCAGAAGACGUGCCAGUGUUGUGCGGUUAUGUGAGCCCACACCUUCCGUUCCACACCCAGCUCCUCUCACAGCUACCUCGGCCUCUUGGCAUCCAGCAGAGGGUCCCAGGCACAGAGAAGGACACCACAGGACUGACCUGUGGCACUUGGGAGCCAGCUGGCCCAAAGAUCCACCUCUACCUGGGCUUCCAGACCCCUUGCCUACUGCCUGUGACUCUGGCCCCCUUCUGUGACAAAGCCUUUAUACUUGAAAAUAAAAUCUUA